AUGGACAGAAAAAAAAGCGAUGUAUGGAAUCAUUAUUCGGUUAUUAAUAGUGGAAUGGCUAAAUGUUCGUAUUGUUCAAAUUCGGUGUCUUAUAAAGGCGGAUCAACUACAAACUUAAGUAAACACUUAAAACGAAAACACAUAAUUCAAUAUGAAAGUAGAAAACAUCCGCGUAUUAAUGAAAUGAUUGAACAAAAUGUUGAUGAACCAAGUAAGCAAAAUACACCCGAAACAAAUAAUGAUCAAAACCAACCUUCUACAUCAAUCAAUGCAAUUAAUGUCAUAAAUAAAUCUCGUCCCAUACAAAAAAGUGUAGAUUCGUAUUUUAUUAACAAUAAACCACUUUCUGUUUCAAAACAAAAAACAAUUGAUGAACAGCUAGGAGUUAUGAUUUCAAAAAAAUUCCAACUUUUCAGUUUAGUUGAAAAUGUUGAAUUUAAAAAAUUCAUAUAUUUAUUAAAUCCUAGGUAUCAGUUACCAUCGAGGAAAACUGUUUCGAAAUCUAUUUUACCACAGUUGUAUGAGAAAACAAGAGAAAAAGUUAGAAAUAAUUUAUUAAAUGCCAAAUAUAUUUCAUUUACAACUGAUGGCUGGACUUCCAUAAAUAAUGAUAGUUUCAUUGCUGUCACUGUACAUUUUAUCGAUCCAGAAGAGUGUGUUUUAAAAACAUUUUUACUUGGAUGUUUUAACAUGGUGGAAUUCCACACAGUUGUAAAUUUGUCAUUAUUUUUAAAUAAUUGUUUUAAAGACUGGAAUAUAACAGAAAAAGUAAAAGUUGCUGUAAGUGACAAUGCUGCGAAUAUAACAUCAGCAAUCGUCAUGAAUCAAAAUUGGCGCCAUAUUCCCUGUUUAGCGCACACAUUAAAUCUAAUUGCACAAUCUGGACUAGGUGAAAUGCAAAACGUUCACAAAAAAGUAAAAAACAUCGUUGAAUAUUUUAAACGAAGUACAAAAGCAAAUUUAAAACUUAAAAAUGCACAAAAACAAAUAGGAUACCCGGAAUUAAAGUUAAUUCAAGACGUUUGUACGCGGUGGAACUCCACGUAUGACAUGUUUCAACGGUGUAUCGAUAAUAAAGAACCUCUUAUGAGUACAAUUGCAAUAAUAGGUAAUAUGGAUAAUUUAGUACACGAAGACUUUGAACUAAUAAAACACUACUGUGCGAUAUUUAAACCGUUUAAAGAAGUUACUAUCGAACUAAGAAAAAAAGAACCAAAUUUACCAAAUGCUAUACAUUUGAUGCUUUCUAAAACGGUAAUAAAAGCCAAUGCUAAAUUUGAAAAUAUCGAAAACCAGUCUAUUUUAACAGAAGCAACUAUUUUAGACCCACGUCUAGUAGAAAAUGAAGAAAAUAAGAAAACCAUACCGACCGAUCGUGGAAACGAAACUUUUGAAAUUUGGCAACAGUUUGACUCUCAGGCGUCUACUUCAACUUCAGUUAACACACCAACAUCUGAGGCUAUUGUGGAGUUGGAUAGAUAUUUGAAUGAACCUAUACUGGACCGAAAAUUAGAUCCUCUUAAAUGGUGGAAUGACAGAAAAAAAAUCUAUCCAAAUUUAUUUGAUUUGAUGUUAUUGCGUUUGUGUGUACCAUCAACAUCAGUUCCAAGUGAAAGGGCCUUUUCAAAAGCUGGCUACACCAUUUUCGAAAGACGCUUAGGCAAGUAA
Sipha flava (yellow sugarcane aphid) is the source of this 1668-nucleotide messenger RNA. RefSeq names its product zinc finger BED domain-containing protein 1-like. The coding region runs from base 1 to 1668 and encodes 555 amino acids. Lineage: Eukaryota; Metazoa; Arthropoda; Insecta; Hemiptera; Aphididae. Gene Ontology annotation, molecular function: protein dimerization activity; DNA binding. The record is from RefSeq and is a predicted model, not a curated record. The transcript has 5 exons.